UGUCUAUUACUUUCUAAGAAGACAGUAUUCCUAUUCCCUGGCAGUGUAAUAGAAACAGCAAUAGAAAUGCCCUGUAAGACAUCAUAAUGGCUCCUAAAUAUGCUCCGAGUCUUCGGCGACUGCUGCCUGUCCUGGCGAUAUGUUUGGAAAUAGCGUUCAUACUUAUUUUCAUUUUUUUUGUUCAAUACGAUGAUUCUUAUAUCCAGGAUGAAACCCAAUCGAAAAAACGAAAAACUGUUACAACCGUCUAUGCAGACUUCCAAGAUGUCCACGUGAUGGUGUUCCUGGGAUUUGGCUUCCUCAUGAGCUUCCUGAGGAGAUAUGGCUUCAGCAGCACCGGGUUUAACCUGCUUGUGGCUGCCUUGGGAGUGCAGUGGGCCACACUAGUGAACGGCUUCAUGUUUGAAUUCAGCGAUGGGAAAAUCAGGAUAAACAUGAUGAGUUUGGUGACUGCGAAUCUCUGUGCCGCCUCAGCACUCAUCUCAAUGGGAGCCGUGCUGGGAAAGACCAACCCGGUUCAGCUCCUCCUCAUGACUCUCCUGGAAGUUACCAGCUUCAUUUUCAACCACUGGUUACUCACCACGUUCAUUAAGAUGGACUGUGUUCCCAGCAUUAUGCAUCACCACGUCUUUGGGGCUUACUUCGGCCUAAUGGUGUCCUGGGCCUUACAUCGGCCUGGACUGAGACAGAGGCACGAGAAAGAAAAGUCUUCAACUGACAUGGGGAAAUUCUCAAUGCUAGGUACAAUCUUCUUAUGGAUGUUUUGGCCGAGUUACAACUCCGUGCUCAUCGAAGGGAAAGCUGAGAAGAUGAAUGCUGUGUACAGCACUUACUUUUCACUGGCUGCGAGUGCAGUCACUGUAUUUGCCUUUUCAGUGCUGAUCAGCAAAAAAGGAAAAAUGAACAUGGUUUAUAUCCACAAUGCCACUCUGGCUGGGGGUGUUGCUGUUGGAGCAGCAGCCACAGUGAUCCCAUCUCCAUGGAUUGCAUUGACCAUCGGCUUGACUGCAGGAUUGAUCUGCAUCUUGGGAUGCUGGUUUAUGAAGCCAUUCCUUGAAUUAGCGUUUGAUAUCCAUGAUACCUGUGGUGUCCACUACGUGCACGGUGUACCUGGGAUCCUAGGAGUGCUGAUUCGAAUCGUCAUAGAGCUGGCCACAGCGUCCAACCUCCAAGUAGCUUGGAGCGAGGCAGCUUUUUACUUGCUUGCUCUUUACAUCACCUUGGCACUGAGUCUUGUAUUGGGACUAGUUACAGGAUUUCUUUUAAAAUUGAACAUAUGGAAGCCAGAUCAGAAAUACUUUGAUGAUCAAGCGUUCUGGGAGAUAACAACAAUUCCCUCCCCCCCCCCCAACACACAGUUCCCUCAUCUAGCCGUGAAACUUUAACAAGGAUGCAUGUGACCCCCCCAUCACGUAUUCAACAGACUGGAAUGAAAUGAAAGACCUGGCCACGGGAAACUGUGUAUUUGUAUAAGAUACACUGCUGUCGAUUUUGGCUUUGUACGAACUUAUGCCUCUUCUUCAUAAAGUGUGUUGAUUGUUCUAUGUGUGUGACAUUUUCAGUUGAUCUUAUCAAUAGCCAAUCAGAAAACAGCCUGUAGAUUAUUUAUGUAAGGCUCUAACAGUGCGUGAGAGUCUCUAUAGUAUAUUUUACAGUUUAUAGUAUACUGUUAAUGUACAAUACAUGUACAGAGAGAGAGAGAGAGAGAGAGAGAGAGAGAGAGAGAGAGAGAGAGAGAGAGAGAGAGAGAGAGAGAGAGAGAGAGAGAGAGAGAGAGAGAUGACGUGUGGCUCUGGAAAUGCCUUAUCGAUUUGUUUUGGUGUGACAUUACCAUUUAUUCAUAGAAAUCAGUCAUUGCAGAUCAAACAAUGCUCAACAGGUACGUAUUGGAAACGCAUUAGUCUAAAAGUAGUUCAAUUCAACACCCCGACAAACCUGUGUUAGACCUUCUCAUCACUGUGCAACUACAACGAACACAUCUCUAGACAGAACUCUCCCUAAUCCCCACCAGCUGGGACCGGACCCUGUUCUUAGUUUAAUUGUUUGGAUAUCUGAUUAUAAUCUGUAUCAUACUAAAAAAUGUCUAGUCUGUUUAACAUUUCAUUAAAAACUCAUUACAACCUUUUCAUUAAAAAUACAGAGACCGUUUUAAAUAGUGUCCUUACAUUCGGAUAGUGACGUGUGGUUUGUACAGCUGCUAUCUGCAUGCAUUUCAUUGUGAUUGCAUGGUUCGGUCUACAGGUCAAUUCAGAUGAUUGGAUUUGGGGUUAGUGAGUCUACAAUACUGCUUGUUGAAUUAUAUACAAACAUAAUAUGAAACAUUCCUGUUUUUAUAUCCAAAAUUCAAAUGUCUCAUGUUUUCCGUCUUUGAUCUACAUAUUAAUAAAAACAUAAGCCAAG
Acipenser ruthenus (sterlet) is the source of this 2400-nucleotide messenger RNA. Its product is annotated as ammonium transporter Rh type A-like. Gene Ontology annotation, molecular function: ammonium channel activity. Gene Ontology annotation, biological process: ammonium transmembrane transport; ammonium homeostasis. Lineage: Eukaryota; Metazoa; Chordata; Actinopteri; Acipenseriformes; Acipenseridae. The coding region runs from base 87 to 1385 and encodes 432 amino acids. The transcript is spliced from 10 exons. Gene Ontology annotation, cellular component: plasma membrane. The record is from RefSeq and is a predicted model, not a curated record.